Messenger RNA from Aspergillus terreus NIH2624, 411 nucleotides. RefSeq lists its product as uncharacterized. Lineage: Eukaryota; Fungi; Ascomycota; Eurotiomycetes; Eurotiales; Aspergillaceae. The record is from RefSeq and is a predicted model, not a curated record. The coding region runs from base 1 to 411 and encodes 136 amino acids. The transcript has 3 exons.
AUGUCGCACGAAAAGUCCGCCUCGCGUAGUGGCUCGUCGAGCCAGCUCCCCCCGGAGCUCUCCGACGUCCAGUGCUUCACCGACACCAAAGGCGUCAUCACAACAACCAUGUUCGACGUCCCCGGCUACCGCGUCACCAAAGUCUUCGGCACCGUCUACGGCAUCACCGUGCGCUCGCGCAACUGGGCCGCUGGCCUCGGGAUGGUGCUGAAGAGUAUUGCCGGGGGCGAGCUGCGGUGGUUUACGAAUAUGGUCUGUCUCCCCCCUCUGGAUUCGGGUCUAGGUCUAGGUCUACGUGUAGACGCAUGGGCUGGGCUAAUGUGGGUUUGUGCGUAUGGCACCGCUUGUCUCGUGGAGAAGGUUGAGCAGGAUGAGGAGUUGCCGUUGUAUCCGCAGUUGUUUCCGCAUUGA